Mobula hypostoma (lesser devil ray) is the source of this 990-nucleotide messenger RNA. RefSeq names its product nudix (nucleoside diphosphate linked moiety X)-type motif 8 (gene nudt8). Bases 171 to 947 code for a protein of 258 amino acids. The transcript is spliced from 5 exons. The record is from RefSeq and is a predicted model, not a curated record. Gene Ontology annotation, molecular function: coenzyme A diphosphatase activity. NCBI's taxonomy places the organism in Eukaryota, Metazoa, Chordata, Chondrichthyes, Myliobatiformes, Myliobatidae.
GUUGGGCUUCUCUCUCCGAGCGCCGGGCUCCGGGAUCCGGAUCCGGAUCCGCCUCUUCCUGCCGCCGUUCCGGGGCGGAGCGGGAAGUGAGGCCGGGGGCCGAGGGAGGAGGGAGAGACUGAGACAUAGGAUCUCGGACUCGUAUCGGCCGUCCACCUUCCCACCCCAACAUGCUCAGGGGUCUUCCCCUCCCCCUCCCCCUCCUGUCCGCCCCCUCCAGCCGUCCCCUCGUCUCCGGCCUCCCGUCUGCAGACGCCGUCUCGUCCUGCCUGUCCGGGGCCAGCCGGGAGCAGGUCCGCCAGCGGCUGACAGCUGCUCCUGCCAGCCUGGAUCCGCGACCCGCGCCGGGCAGGGUCAGGCACACCGCCGGGAUCUUGCUGCCCCUGUGCCGGGGGCCGGGGGGAGACCCCUCGAUCCUCCUCACCCUCCGCUCCGCGCAGCUCUCAGGAAGGCACCAGGGAGACGUCAGUUUCCCCGGUGGUAAACAGGAUCGCUCGGACGGCGACAUCGUCGACACGGCGUUGAGGGAGACCGAGGAGGAGGUGGGGCUCCGAGUGUCGAGGGCGAGUGUGUGGGGGACCCUCCGCCCCGUCCCAGAGCGGCAGUCUGGAAUGCUCGUCGUUCCUGUCCUGGCUCAUGUGGGAAUCCUGGAUGCAGCCAAUCUCCGACCCAACCCGGCCGAGGUUGAGGACGUUUUCACUGUGAGCAUCUCCCAUCUGUGCACCGAGCAGAACAGAGGGUACACCAGGUUUCGAAAGGACGGGAGGUACGCCUACACGCUGCCCGUCUUCCUGAAUGCCAAGUACAAGGUGUGGGGCCUGACCGCAGUCGUGAUCGAAUCCCUGCUCUCCCUCCUCUUCCCGGGGUCUUACCGGGCCGUCUAUCGAACUGUGCACGCUCCCAGCGUCACCCGCGAAAGAGGGGAGCGAGCUGCGUCAAUAAAGUAGCACGUUCGACACCGGAACGUCACCCCAUGUCCCGUCAUUUGCU